GCUCACCUCCAGAAGAGAGAGCCAACAGCCGCGCGCAAGCCCGUCGCGUGAGCUCUGAACGUGGAGUCCACGAGCGAGCCGACUUCACCGUCCGUCAUCUUCAUCAUCGUUAGAUUCCCUUCCGCGAUCCAUUGAGCCUCCUCGUCUCCAAUCGAGGCGGCGACGGAGAGUGAGUGACGAGGACGUUGAAGGCCCUCGAAGCUAGACACUGUUACCAUUUCGCGGUACUUUCUUUCUGGCUUGUAGCCCACCUUUUCGCCAGUACAAAAACCACUAUUAUUGGGAUUGUAGCAAAUCCGCCUUCCCACUCUUUGGAAACCAUUGGCUCCAUUUGGAAACCACGGCGGUUCUCCCUUCUCCUUCCCCUGCCAUGCAAUCUUAUAAACUCCCCUCCCUUCCUCUCCUCUUCGUCUCGCAUCUCCUCCUCCCCUGUUUUUGUUUGAUUCACUCGUCGGCAGAGGAAAGUGCGUGGAGAUGAAGAUGAGCUGCAAUGGCUGCCGAGUGCUGCGCAAGGGGUGUAGCGAUAGCUGCAGCAUCCGCCCCUGCUUGCAGUGGAUCAGGAGCCCCGAGUCGCAGGCCAAUGCCACCGUCUUCCUCGCCAAGUUUUACGGCCGCGCCGGCCUCCUCAACCUCAUCAACGCCGGCCCCGACCACCUCCGCCCUGCGAUCUUUCGGUCUCUGUUGUACGAGGCGUGCGGGCGGAUCGUGAACCCGAUCUACGGCUCCGUCGGGCUGCUCUGGUCCGGCAGCUGGCAGGCCUGCCAGGCGGCGGUGGAUGCGGUGCUGAGGGGGUCGCCCGUGGUGCCCAUCCCCACCGAGACGGCGGCCUCCGCCUCGGCGCCGCCGCUCAAGGGCUACGACAUCCGCCACGUCUCCAAGGACCCCGCCGGCGAGUCAUUCCACAAGGUCAACUCGCUCGGCCGCGCCCGAUUCAAGCGCCACGGCGUCCAGCCUGCGCCGGCACAACCCCAGCAACAGCAUCGACCGACCGCUCAGUUCCUGAGCAGCCGGAGCCACGAGUCGACCUCCAGCUGCCGCGCGGCGGAGCCCGAGCCGCCGACUAACGAGAGCAUGUCGUCGGCGGAGACCGCGGAGGCGGGAUCGCACGUGAGCCAAGGCGAACCUGACCGGUCCUCCUCCUCCACCUCCUCCUCAGAGGCCCUGCUGGAGCUCACGCUGGGGUUCAAACCUUCCCUCGACAUCCCUCAGUCAACGACGUCUCGACCCCUAGCCGCAAGCUCCGCCGACUUUGUCCUACCGCCGCCGGCGACAGCCACUUCGUAACCCGACGAUCCUAAAUAAAAUAAAUAAAAAAUAUACAUCAAAUCAAAGGCAGACAAAAAUGCGAAUUUCUUUUUGCGUUUUUGCUUUUUGUUCAACUUAAUUAGGAAGAAUUUUGUUGCUCCUCCUCUCGCUUUAGUUAACUUUUGGUUAAUCUUUUUCCAAUUAAGCAUUAGUGUAGUGUUUCUCUGCAUGCUUAGGUAAUUAUUACGUGGAUGUACAGUUGAGGAACUUCAUGUAUCUGUAGUGCCCUACUGUAAAUUAAUAUAUGUAAUAUGAGCCGUGGCCAAACUUUGCUUCCUC
Molecule: messenger RNA, 1584 nt
Organism: Zingiber officinale
Lineage: Eukaryota; Viridiplantae; Streptophyta; Magnoliopsida; Zingiberales; Zingiberaceae
Product: LOB domain-containing protein 40-like
Exons: 2
Coding region: 475-1284 (269 amino acids)
Biological process (GO): regulation of gene expression
Source: RefSeq, a predicted model, not a curated record